AUGGCUGAGAAGAACGAGUUUGGCGCAAUUCCACUGUUCCUGCAGGGUCGGGAUUUUAUUCUACAGCAGACGGUCGAUGAUCAUCCAGGGAAACGAGCGGCCAAAGUAGACGAUCUCGUGCAUGGCAAAGGACAUGAUGCCGGUGGCGAGGACGUCGUUCUGCAUGUAGGCGUACCAGGCCGCCCACAUCUGCUCGAAGACAUUGAGCUGGGGGUUUACGUCUCCGGCGGAGGGGAGAGCAGCGUUGUUGAAUUCCUGCAGGUACCGAAGGUUAACAAACGGCCAGCUCGACGGCGGACGGAGAGGGCUACCUACAUGACGGACAGGGCUCAGCGGGAGCCGGAAGAGAAGCCAGCAGCCAGCGGUGAAGACUCGGGCGUGUCCAGGGGAAUGAACCGGCAGAGAAGACUCUCUCGAUGGUCUUCGUUGUCAGUUUCUUCUCUUCUUCUUCUUCUUGUUGUUGAAGUUGAAGUUGAAGUUGAAGCUGAAAAAAGAUAA
Messenger RNA from Trichophyton verrucosum HKI 0517, 498 nucleotides. RefSeq lists its product as uncharacterized. Lineage: Eukaryota; Fungi; Ascomycota; Eurotiomycetes; Onygenales; Arthrodermataceae. The record is from RefSeq and is a predicted model, not a curated record. The transcript is spliced from 3 exons. Bases 1 to 498 code for a protein of 165 amino acids.